Molecule: messenger RNA, 6328 nt
Organism: Chelmon rostratus (copperband butterflyfish)
Lineage: Eukaryota; Metazoa; Chordata; Actinopteri; Chaetodontiformes; Chaetodontidae
Product: mucin-19-like
Exons: 9
Coding region: 201-5312 (1703 amino acids)
Molecular function (GO): structural molecule activity
Source: RefSeq, a predicted model, not a curated record
CGUCCACAGCGGGGAGUUUAGACAGCUGCAGAGGAAGACUCAGAAAUGUAGCAGCAGUAGAGUUAACGCAGAACAACCUGCACUGACAUCGACACUCCUGCAGAGAAGAACACGUUUCAGGAGCAGUGAGUGUUACAGAGGAUAGAUGAGACUAAAUGUGAUACCCACACAUAAGAAAGUCAGCACAGGAGAGUGAUGCGAUGACACCGUGGCAGCUUCUUCGCGCGAGCAGAGCCAACCAGGCGGCUUUGGGUCACCGUAUUCUUCAUGGGGCCGGAGGUUCGGUGCAUUACAGCACAGCUGCUGCUGCGGCUCCGGACAACAGCAGGAGCUUCUGUUUGUCCCGAGAGAAAGUCACCAUGCAGCAGCUGAACUGCAGGCUGGCCUCGUACCUGCAACAGGUUCAGUGUCUGGAGGCAGCCAAUCAGAAGCUGCAGUGUCAGAUCCAAAAGGAGCUGGACAGGAAGUGUCCCAGAGAGCUGAGAGAGCUGGACGGACACCUGAGGACAGUGUCCCUGCUGCAGGACCAGAUCAGUGAAUGUCUCUCGGCCCAGGCUCAGGUGAAGCUGCAGCUGCUCAAUGCAGAGCUCACCAUCUUCAAUCUCAAGUUCAGGUGUGAUAAGGAGUGUGAGCGUCGUGUUUGCUUGGAGGGGGAUCUCAGCAAACUGAGGCUGCUGGAGGAGGAGCUGCAGGUCCACAGACUGCCGGAGCUCCAGUGUCGGCUGAAUGAUCAAACACAACAACUGAUGGAGCUGCAGACGCAACACCAACAGGACAUGCAGGGUCUCUUGGCUCAUGUAUCAGGGGGCGUCUCCGUGGAGAUGCAGCCUACCGAGUCAUUAGACCUGAUCCAGCAGCUGAGACAGACGAGUGUGAUGCCCUUAGAUAAGAACCAGAACGAGUGCUGGUUCAACACCCAGGUACCCGUGUUGAGUUCUCCUGAGGUGACCUACGAGCCAGGGUCAGAGGUCAUCCAGGCCGAGUGGGACGAACUGAGGAGAAGGGCAGCGAGUCUGGAAGAAGAGCUGACGCAACUGCAGGCUCUGAAUGUGGUGUUGGAAGCUUCUGGUCAGGAGCAGAACGAGUCCUUCGUCCAGCAGCUGGAGGUCCUGCAGCAGAGAGCAGACGGUCUAUGCAGAGACCUGGACUCGGUGCUGCAGGCUGUAGGUCAGCAGGCUGCAGACCAUCAGAGCCUGCUGGAUGUCAAGACCAGACUGGAAACCGAGAUACAAGACUACAGGAGGCUGCUGGACGGACUGCGCUCACAGAGCGUCUCAAGUCUUCACCAAAACUCUGCGGUUAACGUCACAUCAUUCUGUGUAACGACCAGCCCCUCUGCCUUCAGGAGAAACAUCUCAGCAAACAAAACAAUCAAUGUUCAGGGAGGAAACCUCAGAAUGAUGGAAGCUCAGGCUGUCUCUAGAGACCACAUUCAUACUGUUGGACAAACACCUUCAGUUGCCCCAGUCUCUGGAACGGUGACCACAGUCCAGCCAAUUGGAGUCCACAGCAAACACCCAAAGAACUCACUAUUAACGUUGAUUAACACUUCAGAUCUCACAGGCUCGUUUCACAAGUCUGAAAACCAGAGAACAGGAGCUCUUCCUGAAAGGUCCGGGAUUGAAUCCAUGACCAUCACCACAACGAUCAGCAGCAGCCCUGAAGAUAAAGUCUACAGUGAAGACCUGCAGCACUCGUUGACUUUUAGUACUCAGAUUAGCAAAGGUUUAGACACAGGAGAUCUUGUCAAAGCUUCUACAUUGGAGACGAUUACUUCACAAGGAACCACCAUGUUGUUUCCUGACACACAAUCAGCCAAGGGUGCUGCUCUUCAGGCAAAACCAGAAACAUUCACUUCCGAACAAACUACGUCAGAAACUAUGGCUAAUAAAACAGAGACAAACAUUCAAACAGUGAUGACCAAAACAAUUCUCUGUGCAGAACAGGAAGUACAGCAAGGAUCACAUGUGAUAACACAUACAACCACAACUGAUCCCAGCAAACCAACCUCUUCAGAGGUAAAGACAGAGACAGAAACCGUCACUUCAUCUCAAAUGAAUUGUACUGAGGGCUCCAUCCAGGCUAAGAACCAGGAUCCUGCACAGAUUAUGUCUUUGAGUCUGGAGACUCCCACAGAAGGUGUUGGGGAUGCAGGGGAAGUUGGCAGUACAGCAUCAUCUGUCUCUGGAUCUGACAUUCUUAGGUCUGAGGACGCUCACCGGAAGGUCCUUGGUGACUUAGCCCUGAUGGAAGACAAGGACAUAGAAAAACAAGAAAAGAAGAAAGAAAAGGAAGAAGUAGACGGUGCCUCACAUGUCCUCAGUUUGGAUCAGAGUUUGGAAGUGUCCUAUGCAUCCAAUACCGAACGCAACAAAGUCAUUCUGGAUGCAGAUACAGGGUCUGGCAUUACAACUGCUUCAUCUGCUAACCACGGCAGCAAUUGCGACCCUGAGAGUAAAACCACUCCUGGAAUGAACUCAUUGGUUCCUGACACACAAUCAGCCAGAAGUGCUGCUGUUCAGUCAAAAACAGAAACCUUUACUUCCAAACAUAAUACCACAGAGGCUGCUUUACAGGCUAAUAAAACAGAGACAAACAUUCAAACAGUGAUGACCAAAACAAUUCUCUGUGCAGAACAGGAAGUACAGCAAGGAUCACAUGUGAUAACACAUACAACCACAGCUGAUCCCAGCAAACCAACUUCUGCAGAGGUAGAGACAGAGACAGAAACCGUCACUUCAUCUCAAAUGAAUUGUACUGAGGGCUCCAUCCAGGCUAAGAACCAGGAUCCUGCACAGAUUAUGUCUUUGAGUCUGGAGACUCCCACAGAAGGUGUUGGGGAUGCAGGGGAAGUUGGCAGUACAGCAUCAUCUGUCUCUGGAUCUCACAUUCUUAGGUCUGAGGACGCUCAGCGUAAGGUCCUUGGUGACUUAGCCCUGAUGGAUGUCAAGGACAUAGAAAAACAAGAAAAGAAGGAAGAAAAGGAAGAAGAAGACGGUGCCUCACAUGUCCUCAGUUUGGAUCAGAGUUUGGCAGUGUCCUAUGCAUCCAAUACCGAACAGCACAAAGUCAUUCUGGAUGCAGAUACAGGGUCUGACAGCCAAGACAGAAACUACAACCCUGAGAGUAAAACUGCUCCUGGAAUGAGCUCAUUGGUUCCUGACACACAAUCAGCCAAGAGUGCUGCUGUUCAGUCAAAAACAGAAACCUUUACUUCCAAACAUUAUACCACAGAGGCUGCUUUACAGGCUAAUAAAACAGAGACAAACAUUCAAACUGUGACCAGAACUCAAGAUGACAGCCUUGAGAGUAAAACUGCAAGUACGGAGAUUUUGAAGAAAGUAGAAUUACAAGUAAACAAAGAGAAAGAAGUCAACAGUUUCCAUGCUAACAAUGAGAUGAAGGUGGAUCUGACUGAGCUGGACAAUGAGACGGUCAAUUUAGCAGGUCAAGAAGAACUGUUGAGUACCGCAGAGUCACCAAAGUCUACAUGUCUAACAGAUUCUGGUGUGGCAGUUAAGGCAGAAGUAUUAAUGAGCAUGACAGAUCAAUUAGUAGCAGACAAAGAGAAACAACUUAGUUCUGUAGGCCAGGACAAAGUUACAGGUAGCACUGCAGAUAACAAGGACGCCCAGAAGCUGAGUGACAGUCCAGGAGACAAGUAUGGCUCAGAAGAGAUUUCCAGUAUGGAGAGUGAAGCGAGGGGACAGAAAAACAGCGAUUGUCAGGCUGCCAACGAGAAAGGUCACAGCAAAAGGGUGUUGAAUGAGUGUGUUAAAUCAGCUAGCUCUGUUAAUGUCCCUGCCAGUAAAGGGACUACCUUUAGUGGUGUGGCUAGUAAUUCACAAGGUACAGUCAGCGGUACAGCAGAAGCUGCCGCUCCAGCCGGGACAAACGUGAAAUUUAGGCAUGACAGCAGAGAGCGGAUAGUUCAUGGGGGCAGUCCGGAAGCAAAGGAACCCCACCAGGGGCCUAACACAGGAAACAAAGGAACCCCAUCAGGGGCCACAAGUCAGAAAGAAACAAGGAGGUUCAGCAGUGGAGGAAGUGGGGAGUGGAUUGUUUAUGGUGGAAGUAUUGGAUGUAAGAACAGUUUGGAUGGUAGCACUAGCUUGCCCAGCGAAGGGAAAGAAGAAGGCCAAUCAGGGGCCACAAACCCUGCAACAGAAACAGGGAGUAGAGGCAAUGGAGAGUCAAUGGUUCUUAGCGGCAGUCUUGGGCAGAAGAGCAACUUAUCCAGGACAAGGAGUGAAGAGAGCCCAUCAGAGGCCAUGCCCCCUUCAACAUGCCUGCCAGAAAAAAGGAAGUUUGGCAGCAGAGGGAGUGGAGAGUGGAGGGUCUAUGGUGGGAGUACAGGACGUAUGAGCAGCUGUGCUCGCAGCAGCAGCUUACCUAAUGUGGAAAGGGAAGAAAUCCCAUCAGAGGUGGUGCAACAACCAACAAGCCCAUCAGGAUCACUGGGAGCAGGGAGGCUUGGUAGUUCAGGGAGUGGAGAGUGGAGAGUUUAUGGUGGGAGCAGUGGACGCUUGAGUAGUGCCAGUAGUGCAGACAGGGUCAGUGUCAGUGCCAAUCAUAAACAAACAAUGAGUCCAACAAGUAGCCACAAAAGUAGUGGAUCAAGACUCGGUAGCGCUGGUAGCGCUGGCAAGCUCAGCUCAAGCAGUGUUGUUAAACGUAGCAGCAGCGUCGGUAGUGGGGGUCAGUUAAGCAGCUCAGGUAGUGGUGGCAGGCUGAGCAGCUCAUCAGGGAGCCUCAGGAUAAGCGGCGAAUGGAAGCCUGUUUACAGCUCAGCUAAUGCACGGAGGAGCAGCGUGGGGAGUGCAGGGCGAUCGAGUGGAGGGGGGACAAUCAGUAGCCAAAAAAGCUCGACCCCCGGGGGUAGGAUGAUUGUCAACAUGGGUAGUAGUGGCUGGCUGAGCAGCUCAGCGGCUGGCGGGAACUGCAUCAGUAGCCCAGGAAGCGGCUCUAAGAUCAGCAGCGCAGGUGGCAGCGACAGAAUCAGCACCCGAGCUGGAGGGAGGAUCAGCAGCUCCUCUGGGUCAGGGAGGACCAAUAGCACGGGCGGGAGGGUCAUCAGCAGCAGUGACCGGCCAGUCAGGAGCACCGGCAGCGGAGCCGGAGGCAGCAAGGACAGAAUCAGCGUUUGUAAAAUGGCGGCACUGUCAAUCUCAGCGGCGGGGAGGGAGAGAAGUCAGGACCAGCAGCGAAAAGCUCGACAGAAACAACCGGCUGGAGGAGCCUCUCCUUUCCUCCAGCGAUGGCUGACCGCAGGUGUCGGGGUCAAGAGUGCAGAUCCUGAUGGCGUUGAGUGACAUCACGAGUCUCUGAUUGGAUAACGGGGGAGGGACGGAGUGACAUCAUGCUUUCAGGCCGAACACACCUGCAACAACAAGAGAACUAGUUUAAUGUCAAACUUCUUCUCAAUGAAGACGUAACAAAUACAACAAAUACUCCAUUACAAGUAAAAGUCCCACAUGAGUAGAAGUACAGAAGUACUGGUCUCUGUGACUGAUCUGCUGUCAGAUUGUGACCAGAUGUGAAUAAGCAGCAUCUGACUGAGUCACUCGAAACUACAGCCGCUGUGAUUGAAGUAAAACUAACAAUAUUCACCAAUAUUUUCUGUUAAAUUCAAACAAUCGAUGGAAAAAGUUCAGCCCAACAUUUUGACUCAGAAUCAGAUUCAGUUUCUUUUCUUCACUUUCUGCCACUCAAAGUCUUUUCUGACAUGCUGUUAAAUUAUGUGGUUUUACACAAGUGUGUUCAAGUUUUACUGAUCUUAUAUGUGGUUUAAACCCCCCCAUAUUCAGCCCGGCGAUGCUUUCAUGGGAUUUCUCUGUAAUGGGUUUAGGUCUCUCUCUCUCUCUCUCUCUCUCUCUCUUUUAAAUCUAAAAAUAAAGAUGAUAAAUGAGCCAUGUCCUGUUGACUUCUUCAACAUUUAAAGAUAAUAAACUUUGUGUACAAGGCAGGAAAAACUCAUUGAAGAAUCUGUUCUCAAGAAUCGAACGUUUUCACAGGAAAAAUCACUUCAACCAUUAAAAUAACAGCUGAUCAUUCAUUAUCUGCCAAUCAGCUGACGACUGAUUGAUAACCAGUAAGUACAGCUGUCAGUUCACAGUUCUUCUCAGUCGCUGGUGCUUUUCUCUCAUCACUCUCUGAACAGUCAGUGCAAACUGCAAAACCUUGUGGAUAACCUGCGAAAGCACAUCACUCACUAAAAAUGGAUAAUUCAUCCCUCAAAAGCGAGUAUUUAUGUCGAUGAAGCUGCCAGUGUCAUCAAAGCUGCAGCCCUCCCCCGGGCGACUGUUCUGUGACCCCCCCCCAAAACUUC